UGAACAAAUUCCUGUGUUUCCCCGCAAGGGUAUGUGUUAACAUGUCUUGCUGCGCUCGGUGCGGCCAAGGCAUCUGUUCGACCGCUGGUAAAAUCGCCCUCAACAAGGUCUGGCACAAGAGCUGUUUCUGUUGCUAUAACUGUAAUCGACCGUUGAAUCUUUGCUCGGCCAAAAUCUACUACGGAGAGGUUUUCUGCGCCUGCUGUUGCCCCACGAAGGAGGUGUGCAGAGUCAACUCCACCCCCAGUUUUAACUAUUGUGAGAGGAUGAGGCCGGUGUGUUGCAAGUCGAGCGAGUCUGAUGACUGCUGCCGCCCCCGCGACAUCCACUCCUGCAGUUGCAUCCCGUCCUGCUGCAGUCCCUGUCCCUGCCAAACCUGCUGCGAGGACCGCUGUUUCAAACGCAUCCAUUGCCGUCCUCGCUCCCCCAAACCCCUCAACUAUCCUCCACGUCCUCCCAAAUGUUCCUGCAAUAAAUGCUGUCCGCCUCCAAGACGCUGUCCUCGGAAAAACCCUCCUUGCCGGCCUCCUCCACGUUGCCCAUCCCCAUGUCCUCCACGUUGUCCAUCUCCAUGUCCUCCUCCACGUUGUCCAUCUCCAUGUCCCCCCUCCAACUGUUGCGAUGGCAAGAAUAAAAUGAUCUAUUUUCGACCGCGAUGUCCGAGUCCUUCUUGCGGUCGUCGAAGUUGCAAACCACGUCCUUGCAACACUUGCAACAGAUGUUGUUCGUGUGAUGAUAGAUGCAAAAGGUGCGGAGAGAAGGUUUUUGCAGCUGAGAAGGUUUUGACAUCGCAUGGGUCGUACCAUCUGGGGUGUUUUUCUUGCUACUGUUGUUGCAAGUCGUUGUGUGUGAAGACGAUGUAUGAGGCCUGUGGAGAGAUUUAUUGCAGACAAUGCUAUAACAACUACUUCGGGAUCAGCAGUUACGGCUACUGCGGCAACGUCUGCUGACGCACCUCACGACAAUAAAAUAACAAAAAGCAACAAAAA
Messenger RNA from Tribolium madens (black flour beetle), 989 nucleotides. RefSeq names its product keratin-associated protein 4-8-like. NCBI's taxonomy places the organism in Eukaryota, Metazoa, Arthropoda, Insecta, Coleoptera, Tenebrionidae. The transcript has 4 exons. Bases 42 to 950 code for a protein of 302 amino acids. The record is from RefSeq and is a predicted model, not a curated record.